Messenger RNA from Dendrobium catenatum, 1116 nucleotides. RefSeq lists its product as uncharacterized. The record is from RefSeq and is a predicted model, not a curated record. NCBI's taxonomy places the organism in Eukaryota, Viridiplantae, Streptophyta, Magnoliopsida, Asparagales, Orchidaceae. The transcript is spliced from 4 exons. Bases 191 to 808 code for a protein of 205 amino acids.
CCGUCCCUUCUUAAGGCGAUUACGUAGCCGUCACGCCGCCGCGUCAGCUUGCCCACUCAAAUACUCUAUUGCGCAGAAGGUCGUGUCGCCGUCGUCCGUCUCCUCUGCCGACACCAUCUCUCCUCCUCCUCCUCCUCCUCCAUCUUCAAAUCUCUAAUUUAAACUAGUUUUAAUCUACCAAAAAUUCGAGAUGGCCUGUCUGCAGAUAGCAAGAUCCGGCUUCACUCCGGCGAUUCAAAUUCGACCAAACCUCUCUGUCCGCCGCCGCGCCGUUGCCCCCCUAGCCGUCCCGGUUCACAGUCGUCUGGAAAAGGGAAACGGUGAUUCUAAUGGAGAGGAGCCGCCGGAGUCUUUGUUCAUGAAGGAGCUGAAGAGGAGGGGAGUGACUCCCUCUUCAUUAUUGGAGGAUACUGAGAGGGCUUUUUACAGACAAGGCCAGGAAGAUUUAGCGGCGGAGGAAGAAAACGGGGGUAGGAGGGGACGGUCUAAAAGGAAUGGCGUAGCCUCGGCGGAGUACAAGAAGCGUGCCUCAGGGCAGCGGGAGCUAUCUAUGUCGCUUAACAGCGAGGGUAUUGAGGGUUUGAUUCCACGGGCGAAGUUGCUCCUGACAAUUGGAGGGACAUUUUUUUUGGGAUUUUGGCCUUUGAUCUUGAUCACAGUCUCUGCUUUUGCAGCCCUGUACUUAUACUUUGGGCCAACUUUUGUUCAUGACGCCAGCAAGAUUUCAGCAUCACCGCCGCCAUAUAUAGAGCCAUAUGAGCUUCUGAAAGAUGAAAGGAUAUCAGAAAUAGCUCCAAAUGUGAAAUAGACCACGCUCAACCUUAAUACUUCUUCUUCAUUAAGUUUGUGAAAGAGAACAUUUCCAUUCACAUGUAAUAUUCUACACCAUAGCAGUGAAUUAUGUUUGGAGGGUAAUGCAGCUCCCAAGUUCCCACUAUGUUAUUGAGAGAGUUUUUUUGUAUUGGGGCAUAGCAGAAAUGUUACAGUACCCUUAAAGCUCUUUCCUGAUUCUUUAGCUUUGUAUUAAAAUAGGACAAUUAAGCGAGCUUAUUUUGUUCAUAUACUGCACUCUCAUUGGAUUUAUAAAGAAGAAAAGCAACAUAAGCUUGUACAGAA